UGUAUGAAAUUUUACCAAACAUGGAAAUAUUUGCUUUCGGAUAUCUCACAUUUCCGGGCAAAUAGAACGGCGGUAGCAAAAAGAAGAAUUAGAAUAGUUAGCAUUGCAGCAGUAUCCCACACCAAAGUUCGCAGAAAAAGACAGAGACACAAAGAAAACACUACUAAAUCUUCAAUUUAACCUUUGUUACGUUACAAUGAGUGAAGAGGGUCCUAAGCUCUACACCAACAAACCCAAGAAAGAAAUGAUUUUCUUUUUGUUGAAAUAAUAGCACAAAUUAAGCAAUUUCAAGAACAACAACCAUCAACAACCAGAACAACACCAUCCUCAGCUUCAGCUGCAGCUGCAUCAUACAAAAUGGGGUCUCAGUCUACUGCUCCUCCUCCUCCUCCACCACCUCCUCAGCCUCCAAAGGAAUCGUUUGCUAGGCGUUACAAGUUCCUUUGGCCUCUUCUCUUGACUGUCAAUCUUACUGUUGGAGCUUACUUGUUCAUGAGAACAAAGAAAAAGGAAACAGGCCUAGAGGAAGAAGCAGCAAAGAAUGUUCCUCCUACUCCAGUUUCAUCCACCUCUACCGCAAGUGCUGCAGUCACCGAGAAACCCAUAUCACUACCUGCUGUUCCAGAACCUGUGAAGCUGCGUGAACCUGUUUCGGAGAAUCAACAGCGUGAACUUUACAGGUGGAUGUUGGAAGAGAAAAGGAAGGUCAAACCAAAAAAUCCAGAAGAGAAGAAGCGCAUUGAUGAAGAGAAAGCUAUUCUUAAGCAGUUCAUUAGAGCAAAAUCCAUCCCCAGUAUUUAGUUGUAUGCUCUUAUUCCAACCGGAAUUAGCAGAUUAUUCUCUGAUCGAUCAUGAAGUUUGAAUUCUGCCAUUGUUGAAUAUCGACGUUUUUACCGUUUUCUCCUAAAAGGUUGCUUCUUGAUCAAAUUCUUUAAAGACUUCCAUCUUCUUUUGUUACUGUCAUUUUGAUUUUGAUACAAGGGUGAUGCUUGUAUGGUAGAAGAUUGUCCAUAAACUUGCUGAUCUAUAAUUGUCUUUGUACAUAUAAUCAAUUUCAAUGGCUUUUUGUUGUCA
Molecule: messenger RNA, 1074 nt
Organism: Ricinus communis (castor bean)
Lineage: Eukaryota; Viridiplantae; Streptophyta; Magnoliopsida; Malpighiales; Euphorbiaceae
Exons: 3
Coding region: 358-801 (147 amino acids)
Source: RefSeq, a predicted model, not a curated record